This is a messenger RNA of Haliotis rufescens (red abalone), 1641 nucleotides long. RefSeq names its product histidine-rich glycoprotein-like. The record is from RefSeq and is a predicted model, not a curated record. Bases 1 to 1641 code for a protein of 546 amino acids. The transcript has a single exon. NCBI's taxonomy places the organism in Eukaryota, Metazoa, Mollusca, Gastropoda, Lepetellida, Haliotidae.
AUGGAACAGGUGAAUGAAGAUUUGAAUGUGAAUGUCAGAACGUCAUUAUACUACAAAUUAAACCAUAUACCAGCACAGAAGUGUGAAAGUCCCCACGACUUGCAGACAAGUCCACACCAUAUACCAGCACCGAAGUGUGAAAGUCCCCACCACUUGCAGACAAGUUCACACCAUAUACCAGCACAGAAGUGUGAAAGUCCCCACCACUUGAAGACAAGUCCACACCAUAUACCAACACAGAAGUGUGAAAGUCCCCACCACUUGAAGACAAGUUCACACCAUAUACAAGCACAGAAGUGUGAAAGUCCCCACCACUUGAAGACAAGUUCACACCAUAUACAAGCACAGAAGUGUGAAAGUCCCCACUACUUGCAGACAAGCCCACACCAUAUACCAGCACAGAAGUGUGAAAGUCCCCACAACUUGCAGACAAGUCCACACCAUAUACCAGCACAGAAGUGUGAAAGUCCCCACUACUUGCAGACAAGUACACACCAUAUACCAGCACAGAAGUGUGAAAGUCCCCACGACUUGCAGACAAGUCCACACCAUAUACCAGCACAGAAGUGUGAAAGUCCCCACCACUUGCAGACAAGUUCACACCAUAUACCAGCACAGAAGUGUGAAAGUCCCCACGACUUGCAGACAAGCCCACAUCAUAUACCAGCACAGAAGUGUGAAAGUCCCCACCACUUGAAGACAAGUUCACACCAUAUACCAACACAGAAGUGUGAAAGUCCCCACCACUUGAAGACAAGUUCACACCAUAUACAAGCACAGAAGUGUGAAAGUCCCCACUACUUGCAGACAAGCCCACACCAUAUACCAGCACAGAAGUGUGAAAGUCCCCACAACUUGCAGACAAGUCCACACCAUAUACAAGCACAGAAGUGUGAAAGUCCCCACUACUUGCAGACAAGCCCACACCAUAUACCAGCACAGAAGUGUGAAAGUCCCCACGACUUGCAGACAAGUCCACACCAUAUACCAGCACAGAAGUGUGAAAGUCCCCACCACUUGCAGACAAGUUCACACCAUAUACAUGUACAAGCACAGAAGUGUGAAAGUCCCCACCAAUUGAAGACAAGUCCACACCAUAUACCAACACAGAAGUGUGAAAGUCUCCACCACUUGAAGACAAGUUCACACCAUAUACCAGCACAGAAGUGUGAAAGUCCCCACCACUUGAAGACAAGUUCACACCAUAUACCAGCACAGAAGUGUGAAAGUCCCCACGACUUGCAGACAAGUCCACACCAUAUACCAGCACAGAAGUGUAAAAGUCCCCACGACUUGCAGACAAGUCCACACCAUAUACCAGCACAGAAGUGUGAAAGUCCCCACCACUUGAAGACAAGUUCACACCAUAUACCAGCACAGAAGUGUGAAAGUCCCCACCACUUGCAGACAAGUCCACUCCAUAUACCAACCCAGAAGUGUGAAAGUCCCCACGACUUGCAGACAAGUUCACACCAUAUACCAGCACAGAAGUGUGAAAGUCCCCACUACUUGAAGACAAGUCCACACCAUAUACCAGAACAGAAGUGUGAAAGUCCCCACAACUUGCAGACAAGUCAACACCAUAUACCAGCACAGAAGAUUGUACUGCAUUUUACCGUUCUCCUUCCGCCAUUUCGGUAA